AUAUAUUUUGUGGUAGUGCGGUUCAUGUUUGCGUUAGUUCGUACGAAUUCUAAACAAUUAAUUUCUGGAUUUUGUUUAUCGAGAAAAUUAUUUGUAAGAGCGAUGGCUAAAAAAAGUGCGAUUUUGCUGAUGGCUGAUGGAGCUGAAGAAAUGGAAGCUGUCAUCACUGCUGAUGUUCUAAGACGUGCUGGGAUUGCAGUUACAAUAGCAAGUAUAACAGGAAAUGACUGUAUUAAAUGCAGUCGUGAUGUUAAAAUUUGCGCAGACGCUCAAUUGGAUGCUGUAAAAAAUGAUACUUUUGAUGCUGUCAUUUUACCCGGUGGUUUAGGAGGUUCAAAAGCUCUCGCAAGUUCAAAAGAAGUUGGAGAAUUGCUGAAGAAGCAGGAAAAUGAAGGGAGAGUUAUUGCUGCUAUUUGUGCAGCACCAACAGCUUUAAAAGCUCACGGUAUUGCGCAAGGAAAACAAAUUACAUCCUAUCCAUCGAUGAAAGAUCAGUUGACUGAUUAUUAUAAAUAUUUAGAAGACAUUGUCGUGACUGAUGGAAAUAUUAUUACGAGCAGAGGACCAGCGACUGCGUACGCCUUUGGGCUGGCGAUUGUUGAAAAAUUGCUGAAUAAAGAAGCGGCUGUUCCUGUUGCUAAGGGAAUGCUUUAUGAAAAUUACAAGUAAAUUUUAAAUGUAAUAUUUAUAUAAAAUAAAACAUGUACUAGAAAAUAAA
This is a messenger RNA of Microplitis mediator, 718 nucleotides long. RefSeq names its product protein dj-1beta-like. The record is from RefSeq and is a predicted model, not a curated record. The transcript is spliced from 4 exons. Gene Ontology annotation, cellular component: nucleus; cytosol. Gene Ontology annotation, biological process: protein deglycation, glyoxal removal; guanine deglycation, glyoxal removal. The coding region runs from base 25 to 669 and encodes 214 amino acids. Gene Ontology annotation, molecular function: protein deglycase activity. Lineage: Eukaryota; Metazoa; Arthropoda; Insecta; Hymenoptera; Braconidae.